AUGAAGGUCUCGACGAGAUCUCGAGCCUCGUGGCGAUGGUAUGCUGCGCUUGGCGCCAUCCUCCCACUUGCUUUGGCCCAGGCGAGCCCGGCUGUCAAUGUAGCAUUGCAGGCCUCGUUUGAUUCGUCCCCAUAUCUAGUGGAGUUGCUUGAAACCGCAGCGGAGGAAAAUGCAACCUCCUAUUUCCCACUUCUAGAUCGUAUCGCAGGUGGUGCCUUCGAAGAAGCUGUCUCGGAGAAGGAGCUAUACGAUCGUUUCCUGCAAGUCAUUCACGAGGAUGGACACCUACGUACUCCCGAAAGUCUCUCGUCGUUUAAACUGGCCAUGUCAAUUCGAUCCUCCGCCCCUCGAAUCCAGGCCCAUUAUCAAUAUUAUAACACGUCAGUCCAGCAAUCGUUGAUGGCGGCGCAGGAUGCAGCUUGUCCCGUGUGGGUCCAUCUCGAGGGGAAACAAUAUUGCUCGUCUCUUAUGGAGCGCGCACAACAAGACGUUGAAGGAGACUCAGACCCCCGAGACUUAUCGAUUGAUCGUGUCUUUGGCGAUAAAUCGCUUCCUCCCGCCGUUCUCUACGCCGAUGUCUCGGCACCGGCUUUUAGGGAGUUCCACGAAAAGUUGAGUGAUAUGGCAAAGCAGGGCGAGAUCUCAUAUCGUGUUCGCUAUCGUCCACCUCAGCACUGGAUCUCACGGCCCCUCUUUGUGUCCGGGUAUGGUGUGGAACUUGCUUUGAAACGCACGGACUAUAUCGUCAUUGACGAUAGAGAUGCGGAGCAACUGAGUGACAGUGUCAAAGAUGACGCUGGUAAAAGCUCAGACGAGCUGGAACGAGAUGCGACAGACGACCUCCGUCCUCUCUCUGCCUCAGAGCUUUCGCGACUUGGGUUAAAUACUGCAAGCUAUGUAUUGGACAGUCAGGAUCCCUUGAGAACACUACUCGGGAUAUCCCAGGACUUCCCCAAAUACUCUACAGCAAUUGCAGCACACAAUGCAUCAGAUGAGUUACGACAGGAGAUUCGGCACAAUCGGGGACGUAUGAUCCCAGCGGGAUACAAUAUCAUGUGGAUCAACGGCAUGCAAAUCGAUGCUCGACAGAUUGAUGCUUUCUCUUUGCUUGAUAUCCUCCGCCGCGAGAGAAAACUGGCAGAGAACUUCCGCCAUCUCGGUUUGACUGCCCAGGAGGCCGUGAAGCUCCUGUCGCACCAAGCCCUAGCAGAGGCACAGGCUGAAGAGCAGCCCCCUCGCUAUGAUUAUCGCGACACUCCCGAGGGCGGACAGGUUGUCAUCUGGAUGAAUGACGUUGAGAAUGACUUACGCUAUGAAUCUUGGUCUAGCGCUCUCGAAGGAUAUAUUGCAAACCCCUAUCCGGGCCAGCUACCUCGAGUCCGCCGAGACUUGCACAACGUGAUCUUCCCUGUGGACCUGUCCAACCCCGAAGACAUCCUUUUAGUCGUCAACCAAAUUCAAACGUUCAUCAAUCGUUUGAUCCCGAUUCGAUUCGGUCUAGUGCCGACCCCCUCGUCUCCGAACGCCAUCUCGCAGCUCAAGGUUGCGCAUUAUCUAUAUGACACCUUCGGAUUGGAGGCACUUCUUCAUUAUUUGCAAGAGUCUGUUUCAUCAGGCAAAGCUGGAAAAGCUGACAAGGCUGCAUUUGCUGCGGCUACAAAGGAACUUAAGCCGAUGCCCGAAAAACAAGCUCUAUCUUUCGACAAGGUGCUCAAGAGUGAUCUCUAUGAGGCCGCCGUUAAGCGAAGCUCCGACUACCAGCGCCGUCUUGGGCUUGCUGGCCCGAAUCCUCCUCUUCUUGUCAAUGGUAUCCCAGUUCCUCGGGAAAGCAAUUGGAUGCAAGAGUUGAGCAGGUUGAUUAGCAAAGAUCUGAAGCUGGUUCAACAAGGAAUUGUUGAGGAGACUUUGACGGAGAGAACGCUGCUGUCUGAAUAUCUCCUCGCGGACGCUUUUGAGAGGCGUAACACUUUGAUCAUGCCCGAAGACCCCAAGGGUGUGCGUAUCGCGAAUCUCGUGACCAUUUUUGAAGCCGAUUCGACGGAGCAAGAAUUCUUCCCCCGGAUUCCAACGGCGGAAGAUGUCCACGGCGGCGUGCAUGUGAUUGUCGUUGGCGACUUCGAAACCGAUUCUGGAUUGAAGCUUCUGACUGACGCCUUGUCUUUCCGAAAGGAAAAUGAAGAAAUCGAGUUGCUGCUCGUGCACAAUUCAGCAAGCCAGAGUGAGCAAGUAACGUCGCCGUUCGACGGACUCCAGGCGUCGCUCUCAAAGGCAAGUGAUAUUGACCAUUUGCUCGAUCUUCUGUCCUUCACGGAAACUGCGCAAUCUCCGACAGAAGAAGUUGCAGAGGUCAUUGGGGCUCAUCGGCGUCUCGCAAGGGCUUUGGGUUUCACGCCUGGGACCGAGGGUCUUGUUGUCAAUGGCCGAGUAGUCGGUCCGAUUCCGGCCGAUGAUCAACUCAGUGUCAAAGAUCUUGGUCAACUCAUCAUGUAUGAGCGAGCAAAGCGCAUUGAGCCCGUCAUCAAAGCGUCCCUGUCGCUUGGCCUGGAUAAGAAGCUCACCAAGCCGCUCGAUAUCGCCAAGCUCACUUCCAUGGCUGCACUCUCUGCAAUCUCGGACGUACCUGAAGGUAUCUUUGAGAAUGUACCUGAUUUCCGCAUGAAUGUCGAGAGUAGAUGGAACACUGAGCAUUCAGUCAUUACUAUCUCCAACUCUGAUGAUCCAGUCAUCAAUGUGGGUGUAGUCAUUGACCCUGCAUCCGAGACGGCUCAGAGAUGGCUGCCAAUUCUCCAAGUGCUCUCUGAAUUGGCUGGUGUUCAGCUAAAGAUUUUCUUGAAUCCAAAGGACGAGCUGAAGGAGCUUCCAAUUAAGCGAUUCUAUCGUUAUGUUCUGGGUUCAGAACCAUCCUUUACGAGCGAAGGAGCCUUGACGCGUCCCAGUGCCUCAUUCAAGGGUGUCCCGGUCGAUGCACUGCUCACUUUGGGCAUGGAUGUUCCGUCGUCUUGGCUAGUGGCACCUAAGGAGUCUGUCUAUGACCCUGACAAUAUUAAGCUCAGUACACUCAAGCCUGGGGCCAAUGUUGAUGCAGUGUACGCUCUGGAACACAUUCUCAUCGAAGGCCAUUCUCGGGACACGACCACUGAGUCUCCACCCCGUGGAGUGCAGCUCGUUCUAGGAACAGAGAAUAACCCCCACUUUGCUGACACAAUCAUCAUGGCCAAUCUUGGGUACUUCCAAUUCAAAGCCCAGCCUGGUGUGUGGCAAAUCAAUCUCAAGCCCGGUCGCAGUGAGAAGAUUUUCAAUAUCGACAGCGCUGGUGGUCUCGGAUAUAGGCCUCAGUCUGGCGACGAGGUCACAGAAGUUACUCUGCUGUCCUUUCAGGGACUCACUCUUUUCCCACGUCUUUCUCGAAAGCCCGGCCACGAGGAUGACGACGUGCUUGAAUCUGGGCCUCAGCCUGGCUCUACACGCGAUUUUUUCUCCAAGGGCCUAAACUUCGCCUCUGGCGUGCUUUCGAGCGUUGGGGUUGGAUCCAGAUCGGAAGAGAAACAUGCUGACAUUAACAUCUUCUCUGUCGCCAGUGGUCAUCUGUAUGAGCGCAUGCUCGACAUCAUGAUGGUCUCUGUUAUGCGACACACCAAACACACCGUCAAGUUCUGGUUCAUUGAGCAAUUUCUGUCACCAUCUUUCCGUGCAUUCCUUCCUCACCUCGCCGAGGAAUAUGGCUUCUCCUAUGAGAUGGUGACGUAUAAGUGGCCGCACUGGCUGCGACCCCAGAAGGAGAAGCAACGUGAGAUUUGGGGUUACAAGAUGCUUUUCCUCGACGUUCUCUUCCCUCUUUCUUUGGAAAAAGUCAUCUUUGUCGACGCUGAUCAGAUUGUGCGAACUGACAUGUACGACCUCGUCACGCACGACCUGGAAGGCGCACCGUACGGUUUCACUCCCAUGGGUGAUUCACGUACCGAAAUGGAGGGCUUCCGCUUCUGGAAACAGGGCUACUGGAGUACUUUCCUACGUGGCAAGCCGUACCAUAUCUCCGCUUUGUACGUUGUCGAUUUAAACCGAUUCCGGGCUCUCGCCGCGGGCGAUCGUCUCCGGGGGCAGUAUCAAAUGCUUUCUGCCGAUCCAAACAGUCUCAGCAAUCUGGAUCAAGACCUCCCGAAUCACAUGCAACAUCACAUCCCUAUUCACAGUCUGCCGCAAGAGUGGCUGUGGUGCGAGACGUGGUGCUCCGAUGAAGACCUCGCGUCUGCGAGGACCAUCGAUCUCUGCAAUAACCCGAUGACGAAGGAGCCCAAGUUGGCUCGAGCCAGGAGACAGGUGCCAGAAUGGACUGUUUAUGAUGAUGAGAUUGCGGCACUGGCAAAGCGCGUUGCUGCCGAGCAGGUUGGGUUUGUUCAAACUGGUGAAGAUGCUGGGCAGGGUGUGGUAAACGGCAAUAAGGUGCAGAAUGGGGAGGAAGAUACUCGCAAGGAUGAGUUAUAG
Penicillium oxalicum is the source of this 4482-nucleotide messenger RNA. Its product is annotated as putative UDP-glucose:glycoprotein glucosyltransferase. The transcript is spliced from 4 exons. The record is from RefSeq and is a predicted model, not a curated record. The coding region runs from base 1 to 4482 and encodes 1493 amino acids. Gene Ontology annotation, cellular component: endoplasmic reticulum. NCBI's taxonomy places the organism in Eukaryota, Fungi, Ascomycota, Eurotiomycetes, Eurotiales, Aspergillaceae. Gene Ontology annotation, molecular function: UDP-glucose:glycoprotein glucosyltransferase activity.